Messenger RNA from Penicillium alfredii, 1524 nucleotides. RefSeq names its product SUMO ligase MMS21. Gene Ontology annotation, biological process: double-strand break repair via homologous recombination; protein sumoylation. The coding region runs from base 1 to 1524 and encodes 507 amino acids. Lineage: Eukaryota; Fungi; Ascomycota; Eurotiomycetes; Eurotiales; Aspergillaceae. Gene Ontology annotation, molecular function: SUMO ligase activity; zinc ion binding. The record is from RefSeq and is a predicted model, not a curated record. The transcript has 2 exons. Gene Ontology annotation, cellular component: nucleus; Smc5-Smc6 complex.
AUGUCCUCCGCAACCCCAGCCCGACGGCGCACUCUUCUGUCCUCGCGCCCACCAUCCAGCGCCCGCAGCCAAAACCAUGCGCGAUCCGAAACACCCCCUAUGCCCACCUACGAGCCACCCGAGGCACCACUAACAGCAGAAGGGCACCAUCAACUAGCCUCACUCCUGCAAUCCCAAUACCUGCGCCACCUGAAAACCCACCUCCAGCACGCGACAGAAAAACUGACCGACUCGGCCGGCGAAGUCAACGAGCGGCUCAGCGACGCGCGGGUGCGGUACGAGCGCAGCAAAGAGGCACGGCGGCGGAAUGCGGGCGAGGAUAAUCAAGACGGCGAGAAUCACAACAACAACGAUGACGAGGAAGAUGAUGAUAAUGACGAGUACCGCCAGUUGGGCGAGACCGAGUUGAGGGUUAAUGCCACGACUGCUCGCCUGGAGGAGUCGAUGCGUCGCAUGGUGGACUCCGAGGUCCGGCUGCAGGGUCUGACGGAUGCUAUAGGGGAUCUGGAGAAUGAGGAGGGCGAGGCACAAGCGGCGGCGCUUGGGCAGAGACAGACGCGCCAGCAGCGGCGUCGCCGGGGAAGAGUGGAAGAUGAGGACGACGCAGAGGCGGCAGAUGAGGAUCCCCAAGAUCGGGACUAUCAGGGCACCCCUGAGCGAGAGACUCGCGAGCGCAAUGCGCAGAACCCGCCGAGUCGCAAGCUGGAUGGCCGGCUACUUGAGGGGGUAGAGAAAUGGGACGGGUUGUCACUGACAGAGAGAUAUUCGACUCACAAUUCGUAUAUCGGCUUUUACCGCAUUGUGCACGACUCCAAAUUCCCCGGCGACGAAGUGCCGCCACUCCCGCACUCAUCGACCUGGUUCGCACACAUGGAAGACCCGAACGCAGCCUCGCGCGCAGCGUCGACAACCCACGGCUCAUCCCACCAGCAGAACCGGCGCACUCGCAACCGCAACCGUGAACCGUCCCCCGCCGACUCCGAUGACAUUGCCAUUCAGCGCGAGCGCAUCUCCCUCAAAUGUCCCCUUACUCUCCUUUCUUACCGAGACCCUGUAACGAGCACCAAAUGUCCGCAUAGUUUCGAGCGCGAGGCUAUUCACGACAUGAUCAGCCGGAGCUCUACUACUAUUCCCCCUCCCUCUGGUCGUGGAGGUCGACGUAUCCGCGUGGUCAAGUGCCCGGUAUGCUCCAUCCCCUUGUCGGCCGACGAUCUGCGGCCUGACCCUGUGCUGCUGCGGCGAGUGCGACGUGCAGAGGAGCUGGAGGCGCGCGAAGAAGAGGAAGAUCAGUUGGGAGAUGACGAGAAUGGUGGGCGUAGGCGCAAACGGGCCGACCGCCGCAGUGGUAUCACGCUAGCCAGUGAUGCUCCAGGCGACGAUGACGAUGAUGAUGCGAUGGAUGUGGAUGUCGAUCUUGAGGAUGAAUCGUCACGUCCCCGGAUCAAAUCAGAGCGGAGGGAGAUUCCUAUUAAGGAUGAGCAGGAUACGUCCCGUGGAAGCGAGACUGAAGAUGAGGACGAAUAA